Planococcus citri (citrus mealybug) is the source of this 3420-nucleotide messenger RNA. RefSeq lists its product as uncharacterized. Lineage: Eukaryota; Metazoa; Arthropoda; Insecta; Hemiptera; Pseudococcidae. The transcript has 6 exons. Bases 1 to 3420 code for a protein of 1139 amino acids. The record is from RefSeq and is a predicted model, not a curated record. Gene Ontology annotation, molecular function: nucleic acid binding.
AUGGAUUAUAUCAAGGGAAUCAAGCCUCUAUCCUGUUCCAGUGAUUGGCCGUCAUGGAAAGAUAAAGUGCUCGACGUACUCGCCUUAUUUAAUGCCGUGGACAUCGUCGAAGGUAAAUCAACCUGCCCCGAAGAACCAAAAACGACCGAUACCGCCGCUGACGCCGCCGAAAGACGUAAGUUGAUUGCAACAUGGCAAAAAUCUUCUCAUCAAGCGAAAAUAAUCAUUUCUCAAACCGUUUCCGAAGAGCUACACAGUCGAAUCGCUGGUAGACUCUCUGCGCGCGAAGCAUGGCAAGUGCUUACGAAGGAAUUCGAUGACAAGGCAGAAGACCAAAUAUUCCGCGAAUGCCUGAAUUUCUUUAGUACAGAGUGGAAUGAUUACGAAGAUGCGCCCUCUGUUGUUGCUCGAAUUAAAAAUCAACAUCGUAAAUUUCGAGCUGGUCUGGAAAAUCGCAAAAUCGAGACAGUCGAUAAGCUGUUGGAGAUUUUAUUCGUUUCGAAAGUAUUACACAUUCUUCCGAGUCGUUUCGAAGCUUUUAAAUCGAGCUACCUUCUUCUCAAUGCUCAAGCUGAUAAGUCACUAAGUAAUUUGUCAGAUUCGCUUAUCAUGCACGAGCGUAACAUCGCACCAGUACAUAGUUCAACGUCGUCAUCGUCAUCGGAAGCUAUGUUCGCUAAAUCUGGUCAGAAAAGUGGUUCGAAUGUCGUCGCGAAAACAUCUGGUGAUCAAUCCGUUCGAAAUCAUCAGAGAAACGCUCAAGUGUGUAAAUACUGUUCCGGGAAAGGGCACUGGCUCAAAAAGUGCUCACAGUGGAUCAACGAUGGUAAACCACCCUUUCCUGCUCGAGCUAACGAUACUUCUGGUUGUUUGCCUCAAGUCAACGUUUCUGGUUGUUCGCCAAAACUCAACGAUAUCGAUUCAGAACCUAAAAGCGCUCUACUCGCCGAUUGUGAGCAACUGAAUCUCGUUACAUCUUCGUCAGAUCAAUCUUGGUGGAUUGAUAACGGUGCAACGAAGCACAUUACGUCGAAUCGAGAAUGGUUUCAAACAUACGAAACAUUUUCGAAACCAAAUUACGUCAAAGCUGCUGGCAGUCGCGUCACAGCAGUUGGUCAUGGAUCGAUCGAAGUUGCUAGCUUCGUAAAUGGUCAACUUGUCAAGUUCGAUUUGACUGACGUAUGGUAUGUUCCUUGUAUUUCGAAGAAUUUGUUCUCAGUCGUCGCGGCUCACGAUAAAAAGCCAGAGAGCAGAUUUUAUUCGAAUCCUACGUUCAGCAAAUUCGAAGCAGAUAAUCGCGUUAUGUUCACCGGUACGAGAUCGAAAAAUGGUUCUCUUUUCAAAGCGUCAUUCGAGACCAUUUUGCCGGAACCGCAGGUGAAUGCUGUUGAGAGCAGCGAAAUCGUGCAACUUUAUCACGAACGAUGGGGCCAUAUUAAUAAAAAUCACGUUCGAGCUAAACUUGCUGAAUUGGGCCUGAAGAAACGAUCGAAGGAAACUAAAACCAAUUCGAGCAAACCCUGUCAGUUCGAUAAAGUUCAUAGCGAAACGUUCGAACAACGUUUAUCGACCAGAGCAGUUGGUGAGCUGCUAUCUGGUGAUAUUUGCGGGCCAUUCGAUUGUUCCUUUGGUGGUCGCAAAUAUCUCAUCGUUAUCAAAGAUGAUUAUUCGAAUUAUCAUCAUACGUUCGUUGAGAAGGAGAAAACCGCCACAGUAGUAUCUCGUUGCGUUCGAGAGGUACUAUUCAAAGCUCGCGCCCUUGGUCAUCGAGUGUUAGAAUUCCAGUCUAGCAGCCAAGGUGAGUUCGAUAACAAAGCGCCACACACAGCUGUUGAACGCGGUAGCAGUGCGAUCGUAGAGAUGGCGCGAACAUUGAAAUAUUCAAAUCCAGAGAUUACGUAUCCGAUUGAAAUCUGGGCUGAACUCGUUACCACCUCUUUGUAUUUGCUGAAUAGAGUAGGCAAGUCAUUGAUCAACGGUUCGACUCCUUACGAGAUGUGUUCGAAGUGUUACGCUAACGUUCCGAUCCAGUCACGUCAAAAUCUGGAUAAAAAGGUUCUCGAAGGUUACCUCGUCGGAUACGAUGGUGAUGAGCAAUAUCGAGUUUACGUUCCAGAGAAACGUGACGUUGUUAUUUCGAAAGAUGUCACUUUCUACGAGAAACUUCGCAAUUGCGACCAACGAGUUACCAUUCCAAUCAAUCGAGAUUUGCUAGAUCCGAUUGAUAACGAUACCGAUACAGAGAUAAGUGAUGAGAAGAAAAGUGCACCUUCUACGUCGAAGUCAUCGCUUGUUACGCCGAAAUCUUCGACCAAAGCGACUCCGAAAAGUUCGCUAAAAAGCUCACCGAAAUCAUCGAAUAGUUCUUUGCUCGAGAAUGACGAAUUUGAUGACGCUAACAAUAUUAUCAACAACGAUCUAGAAGAAACCGAGCUUCUAUCUAGAUGGAGAAAAUUACGCGAUAACAAUCGUUCAAAAUCUCAAGACGUCAACGAUCACGCUAAUUGCGUUGAGAUUGAGAUUUUCACGGCUGAAAUAGAAGCUUCAAUGAAAUCGUAUGUGGAAGCAGUUCGGAGCCAGCCUCAUUCCAAUUUGAAAGACCCUAUGGACUCCGCGAUCCGUUCCAUAGCCGCUAACGAUGCGCCGGAUUUACGUUCAAGAUCUCCGGGAAAGCGAUCAGAUCAGACAUCGACAAGUCUAAUAUUUCCAUUCGAUCAUCGAUUAGCAGCAAACGAGCUGCUGUUACGUCACCAGAGACACGUCGAUAUCUCUCUGGAAAAUCCUACCACCGAAAACGUCAGCUGUCUACAUUACGUAUUCGCAGACAGCUCUAGAGUUCCAGCUCACCGGAUGAUAAAAGAAACCUCAACCAUUGCUCCGAAAGCCGCAAAAUACUUCUCGCAAAGGAUUCCAUUUGAUUUUCAACAUAACCACUGUAAAUUCAAAAUAAGGUUUGAUCUUGUAGAUGAUCAAGGAAAUCACGAGGAAAUUUAUAUUCCAGAAGGUGCCUACGAAGUUACGGAUAUUAUCAACGCUAUAAGAGAUAAAAAAUUCAACUCUUUAUAUAAUGUUGAGAGAAAAAAUAUACGAUUUGAUCUUUCAGAAGAUGAAAAGAAGAUGAUUACAGUUCCAGAAGGAAUUUAUGAUGUGGAUAAUCUAGAGAGUACAAUCAAAGCAAAGGAAUUUGAUAAACUAAGUACAAUAAUACAAAAAAGGGAAGAUUUACAUCUAGAUAAGUUAUUAGAUAAAGAGUGUCGUCAUUACAUUCACAUUCCUGGAGAUAAGUACAAAGUAGAAGAUAUCUUACAAGCAAUUAAAGAGAGAAGGGAAAUUGUAGUUCAGAUUGUAGAUCAAGAUGGUAAUCUGUUGGAUUUUGGUGAUGAAAAAAUUUAUGUAGCAUUGGAUAUUAGAGAAAUGUAA